This is a messenger RNA of Neoarthrinium moseri, 2046 nucleotides long. RefSeq lists its product as uncharacterized. The record is from RefSeq and is a predicted model, not a curated record. Lineage: Eukaryota; Fungi; Ascomycota; Sordariomycetes; Amphisphaeriales; Apiosporaceae. The transcript is spliced from 3 exons. Gene Ontology annotation, molecular function: DNA-binding transcription factor activity, RNA polymerase II-specific; sequence-specific DNA binding; zinc ion binding. The coding region runs from base 1 to 2046 and encodes 681 amino acids. Gene Ontology annotation, biological process: DNA-templated transcription; positive regulation of transcription by RNA polymerase II.
AUGGCCCUCGCUGCACCUCGUGCGUCGGAGUCACCCCAUGCCGUCGUCGCUGAUCCCCCAGCGGCACCUGUCCGAAGGCGUAGGCAGGCCUGCGAGAGAUGCUGGAAGCGGAAGAACAAGUGCGAUAAGCUUCUCCCCUCGUGCUCCACGUGCUCGGCUGCCGGGGCCGAGUGUCGCGCCCGGGCAGUAGACGAGACGGGGGUAACCAACACGUCCAUCGCCAGGUACGGGCAUUACCUCCUCCACCCCAUACGGGGCUGCUUCUCCCCGGGCUUGACUAGUUCUGAUGAUGAUCGCGUCAUGUUUAGUUAUGUCGAGUCGUUGGAACUCAAGGUGCAACAGAUAGAGGCAGCAGCAUCGUCUGCUCCUCCUGCCAAGCGGAGGCGGCUCGACAGCGCCGUGAGCCCCCGGCAACAUAUCCGCAAUGCCUCUGUCGUGUAUACGCCCCUAUCGGAGGCCGGGUCGGCGGGGACAAACCCGCAGGUCGCAGACCCCUCGAUCCGGGACACGAUGGGCGAGAUAGGCUUUCUGUCCCGGUCCGCCAUGGCCGAGCCCCGGGACGAGCGCACCAAUCUGCCCCGGAACCUCGCCCUGGAUAGUAUUCUUCAGGCGGCCCUGGCAUUGGACGGGUCAACCCCGCCCAAGACGGCUCUGAGCGCCGCAUACAACUUUGAACCAGAGGGGUCCUCGUCGCCGUUGACCACAUUGCCCCGCGACGUUGCUCUGGCUCAUCUUGAUCGCUUCUUGGAGCGCGUCUGUGUCUUCUAUCCGUUCCUUGACGCACGCAAGCUGAAGAAGCACUAUGAGGACAGCGUCGAGGUGGCCGCGGAUGCCAACGUCGCGGCGCUGCCAGUAGAGAGGUCGCUGUCGUACUUCAGUGCUUGCCUGGCGAUUGCCACCGGGGCGCUGAUGACGUCGAGUAAUCUGAGCUCCUCGGCACUGAUCGCUCGCCUGCGUCAUGCGGCUCUCCGAUGCCUCCCCACCAUCUACGAUAGGAAUAGUCUGGACUUUGUGCAUUGCAUGCUGUACCUGGCCAUCUUCUCGACCCUGAGCCCGAGUGGGGGCUCCUCUUGGCACAUAAUCGGCCUCGCCAUGCGGGCUUGUAUCUCUCUGGGACUGCACAAGGAGCCCGAGGAGCACCUACAACUCACAGAUGCCGAGAUAGACGAAAGGAGGAAGCUAUUCUGGAGCGCUUACCUUCUUGAUCGCUCGAUAUGCCUGUCAUUAGACCGACCUUUCACGGUACAAGAUGAGGACAUUACUGCUGAAGUAACGGCGAAACCGCUCUUUAUUAUGGGUGCCUAUGCUUACAUGAUUGCGCAGGUUCCGGCACGCGAUGAGUCCCUCGAGGAUGGGAAUGCAUCCUUGAUACCUCAUCUUCUAGCACAGGCCCGGUUGGCUUCAAGCAUGCACAAUAAUCCCGAGUCAUCCUUCACAUACAACUACGGAAACUACUACUUUUGGAACCAGCUGCCAGCCAGUCUGAAGCACUUGGCCGAGGGCGAGAGGAUCGUCUCGGACAUCCUGAACCAGCUGGCGUGCCGAACGCUCGUGCUGCUUUUCAAGGCCGCACCAUCCCGGCAAGAUUUGGAGGGCAUCUCAGGGAAUGCAGAUGACGUCGAGGAGGAUGUGAGGCAGACUUGCAAGUGCUUUCUGGAUCGAUGCUACGAGCGUUUUCAGGAGCUACACUGCUCCGGGUCCUUCGUCGAUGCCUACGAUAUGUUCGGCGCGGCCAUGACAUAUAUCUCCCUGUCACGCCGCUCUGCGUCCUCCACCUCGUCGACAUUGGACGUCAUUCACAAGUGUUCCACCUUGAUGACGGUCGCUGGAGAGCGCUUCCCCGUCUUCAGGUCAUUUCAGAGCUGCUUGCUAUCCAUUUCGAUGCAUCUGCAUAGCGGCGGCGAUGCGCUCACGGACCUCGGCGCCUCUAUGUCGCGAGAGAUGAGGUCAAGCUCCGCUGGUCAAAGCAAUUUGGUCAUGCCCUCUGGCUGGCCGCUAGAGGGUAUGGCUCAUCUCCGAUACGCAGGCGCCGAUUUGAUACGGUAA